GGAGGGGGCGUGUGGAAUCUUGGCCAGUGUCAACCAGAGUGCAGACCACCGAACAUGCAUGAACUGAGGACAUGUAAAUGCUUUCCCUAUGGUGAGACCGCUAAACUAGCACUACCUAGCAUGCUCCUAGCACCGCAGCCUCUCGGCUCCUGUCCCCCUCCCGCCGCCGGUCCAGCGUUCCGGCUGCGGCGGCAGCGCUUGCGCACUGGCGUGCGCGCUGGCUGAGGACGGUCCCAUUGGCCCGGCGCGGGGGAGCGCGGUGGCCCCCAUCCCAGUGGUCUGUUGUCCCGGAAGUAGGUCCCAGUGAGGCCUGGAUCCCGUAGCUUCUCGUGGCCGGCUUCUUGCUUGCCGUUUGGGGGGUUCCCGGGGUUCCCGGCACUUGGGGAGCAGCAGAUGGUGGGCGUCCGGACCCGCCCUCCCCGAACCUGGCGCCAAGGAGUUUCUUCCAGGUCUCCCACAUGGGUGCAGGGUCCCAAGGCUUUGAGCCAUCCUGUACUGUCUUCCCCAGGGCAUGAGCAGAGAGCUGGAUGAGAUGUGUAGCAGCAAGAACGUGAACUGGCACCUGUAAGGAAUCCUGGCGCAUGCAAGCCUGGGCUCAUCUCAUUUCCCCAAGGUGCCAAGCAUGUUGGAACUGGAAAAAGUAAAAAAGCCCCCCAAGAGACCACCUCCCUCAGAGUCAACGGGGCAGGAACCCCAUGUGUGUGCCAGCAGCCCAGUGGCCAGACCCAAGAGUCCAUCUGCCACCCUGACUUGCCCUGGUCCCAAGCUCAUCACCAAAGCUGUCAACACCCACCCUGGACAUGGCCAUGCUGCCGGGGAGGGCCUGCCAGGGGCUGAAGUCAAACCUGAGAUUGUUGAAGCAGAGGAGAAGGCUGCUGGUGACCACAGAAAGAAGCUCAGACCCUCUGCCUCCCCAAAGGAGCAUGAAAGUGACCUGUCCCUUUCAAGGAGCAGCCCCCACCCACUUCCCAGUGGCACGUUGGACCCUGAACCUGACCUAGCCCAGGUUCUCCUUGAGAGACAGGUAGAAGGUGCCCUUGGCUUACCUGCCUAUGCCAGGAAGAAAAAGGCCUGCACCCCGGAUAAGCCUGGUCUUCACCCAGCUGCCUCACAGACAAAGUGCAGAGCCAGCCCUGGGCAGAGGAAGCCAACGAGGGAUUCUAGCUCUAAAGCAGUCCCUGGGCAGGAGCCGCUUGUGCUGCCUAAGAAGAAGGUCUCCAGACAGAAAGUACGUGGCUGGAAAGAAGAAAAGGGGCAGUCCAGAAAGAAGGCAAGGUCCCUGCCGCCCAGUGUGAAGCAGGCUCUUUCUCCCUCGGCUGGCAUCCCAGUCCUCUCCCAGCCCCCACAAGUGGCCAGCCCUGAGAGGCUGGAACUGAGCCAGGAAGCAAGGCAAGCCACCAUCCUCCCAGCCCAGGGGACCCCAGAGGCGCAACCCCCGAAGAAGUGGAAGAAAAAGCUUCUGCUUGCUGGCAUGAAGGAGAAGUUAGAGAGCCAGCCGAGCCUGCGAAAGUCGUCCUGCUGGAAAAAGCUGAUCAGGGCUGUGCAAGCAGAGACUCAGGCCAUGGCUCCUGCCCAGCACUCCCUGGGCCUGCUGCAGGAGGCGGGGCCGAAGCCCAUGCUGGACGUCACCGAGUUCUUCACUGUCGAUCCUAAGAACGUCCGCCGGCUCAUCUGCAAUCUCUGUCACACCAGUGUCAGACAGAGUAGAGCUGAGGGGCGGUCCCAAACCUCAGGCCUUGUCCGCCACUUGGCCAGUAAACAUGGGCUGAGGUGGGAGAGAAGGUCGUCUGCAAGCAGCCAGGGGAACGUGCCAGCAGAUGCUGCCAGCUCCGCGUCUGAGGGGCACCCAGUGCCAAGAUGCCACCCACCCGCUGGACCCUGGGGAGGCAGCAGCAGGAAACCUGCUCUGGACAGUGCUGGUCAGCCAUUCCUAGCCCCGCCAGCCUCGCCUGUUCCACCGGCAGCGGUGAGGGAUGGCCAGAGUGACACCUAUGCUCCCAAUCAGCCCCGUGCCCAGGCCUGGAACCAAAGCGUCGCAGAGCUGCUAUGCAGCCUGGCCUUGCCACUCUCCUUCGUGUCCUCCAAGCCCUUCAGGAAGUUCAUGGCCCAGGUGGACCCCUGCUACCAUCUGCCCUCUCCAGCCUUCUUCUCCAACAAAGCCUUGCCGCUGCUGCACGAGGCCGUGGGUGAGCAGGUGCUUCAGGAGAUGCAGUGGGCUGCAGGGGGCCGUGUCCACCUCACCACCUCCAUGUUGUCCCACGACUCGGUCGUGAACUACGUGGCCAUCACUGCGCACUGGGGGACCACAGGGCAGGAACCAGUGGCUGCACCAGGGAGCCUGAGAAAGCAGGCAGUUCUAUGGGUCCGGGGCAUGCCCCUGGAGAAAACGGUAGAGGAGAAGCAGUCUGAACUGCUAGAGCAGAUCAGUGUGUGGCUGGGCCGCAGCUCCCUGAGAGCAGGGUUCCUGGUGUCGGGCGGCUGCCCCAGCCUGGAGCUGACGGUGAAGGCCGAGGGUUACACCCACAUCCCUUGUUUUGCUCACCAUCUCAACUCCCUGGUGAGUAACUUUUUGUGUCACCACCAUAGCAUCCAGAUUAUCCUGGGCACAGCCAGGGCCAUCUGCAGCCAUUUCCAAGGCUCUGCAGAGGCCCGGAGGCUCCUGGUCCAGCUGCAGGAGCAGUGCGGCCUCCCAGCCCAGCAGCCCUUGGAGGCACUCUCAGACCACUGGGCUUCAGCCUACCAUUUGAUGGAGUGGCUGGUGGAGCAGCAGCAGCCACUGCAGCAGUAUGAGGAGAAGCACCAGCUCGGCAAGGAUGGCACCGCCCUGUCGGCCAUGUUCUGGAGCCUGACGACCAGCCUCGUCCAGCUCCUGCAGCCCUUCCAGAUGGUGGUGCAGGAGGCCAGCACGCCACAGGCUUCGCUGAGCCAGGUGCUGCCGCAGCUGCGUUACCUGCACAUCUUCCUGGAUCAGGCUCACAGGCACUUCCAGGGACAGAGUGCUGGGGAGAUGGGUGUGGCCAUCAGGCUGGCUGAGGGCCUGGCCCUGCAGCUCUCCAUGGACUCUCAGCUCAACGAGUUCUUCUACCGGGAGGAGUUUGUGCUGGCGACCUUACUGGACCCCCGCUUCAAGGGCAAGAUGGAGGCCAUCCUGCCCAUGGGGGCCGACAUCGACCACUGGAGGCAAGUGCUUGUGUACAAAGUGAAGGAGAUGAUGGUGUCUGAAGGCUCUUUGCCGGCCUCAGGCACCCUGCAGGGCCCCAGGGGGACACGUGUGAGCAUUCCCAUGGGCAUGGCCAGGAGCCCGAGGGAGCCACUGCAGAGCUGGGGUGGCUCCAGCUCCUUGCUCCUGGGCGGGCGGGGGAAGAGCCUGCUGGAGCAGCUAGAGAGUGCGGGGCUGCUGGCGUCCGAGAGGAGCGGGGCCUCUCUUGCCACGGAGAACCACCAGGCCAGCAUCAUUGUCAAGAAGUACCUGCGGGAAAACGAGACGGUCGGGGCCCAGGAUGAUCCCCUAGCUUACUGGGAAAAGAAGCGCAGAGCGUGGCCAGCCCUGGCCCAGCUGGCCACCAUCUACUUGUCAUGUCCUGCCACAGGCGCCUUCUCUGAAGAGAUCUUUGCCUCCUUGAACAGCCCCACCAUGAAAGAACAAGAAUCUUCCCUCAAAACAGAGACCAUUGAGCAUCUCCUCUUCUUGAAGGCCAACCUGGAGAACUUCCCCAACUAUACCCCACCUCCCCUUGUCUUCUCCAGUGGCGACCUGGCCAAGGCAGAGUAGAAUGCAUAGCCUGCCUGGUGGCAUCCUGCCCAUGGCAUCUCGUAGGCUCAGACACUUAGAGGAAGACCUGGCAGUCACCUAGAGAGACCCAGCAGUGGGUGAGAGGAGAGCAGAGUGUCACAUCCAAGGACACGACACGCAGAUGGCCAGAAUCUUACCCAUAUGAUAAGAAAGAGGGUUGCCCGAUUUUUCCAGGUGGCCAGGUCUUGUCAGUUGUAUUUGUUUUUCUAGAGGCUGUCAUUUCUACUUGCCCAUUAUCAGUUGUAUUUAAUAGUAUUUGCAAAGAAAAAGCUGGCUGUGUUCAUACAUCAUGAUGAACUGAUACUGUAUGGCUUUGUAAACUGAAAUAUUCUGUUGAGAUGAUAAUGAAUAUCGAGGACUUUACAUACAACUUGUCCAUGUGGAUAAGUGGAUGCAUGCUGUUAAGAGGUUUGCUUUCUCAAAAAAGUAACCAGGACAAGGAGAGGUCUGGGGCCCAGCACGAUAGCGUAGUGGUUAA
Ochotona princeps (American pika) is the source of this 4271-nucleotide messenger RNA. RefSeq names its product leucine rich repeat containing 61 (gene LRRC61). Gene Ontology annotation, molecular function: protein dimerization activity. The record is from RefSeq and is a predicted model, not a curated record. The transcript has 3 exons. Gene Ontology annotation, cellular component: cytoplasm; nucleus. NCBI's taxonomy places the organism in Eukaryota, Metazoa, Chordata, Mammalia, Lagomorpha, Ochotonidae. Bases 623 to 3772 code for a protein of 1049 amino acids. Gene Ontology annotation, biological process: outer dynein arm assembly.